Choloepus didactylus (southern two-toed sloth) is the source of this 3061-nucleotide messenger RNA. It is a transcript of the gene RBM34, whose product is annotated as RNA binding motif protein 34. Gene Ontology annotation, molecular function: RNA binding. The record is from RefSeq and is a predicted model, not a curated record. Lineage: Eukaryota; Metazoa; Chordata; Mammalia; Pilosa; Megalonychidae. The coding region runs from base 46 to 1341 and encodes 431 amino acids. The transcript has 11 exons.
UACUGCUUCACGUGCUGCUUCUCUCUCGGAGGCCUGGGAGAAAGAAUGGCCUUGGAAGGGAAGAACAAACUGAAGAAAAAGAAAAAUGCCGAGCAGAGAGAGAACCCGGACGACAGUUUUCGCCGGUAUCGAACUGUAGACUACCUGGUUGGACAAGUCGCCAGUAGCUUAUUCCACAGCAGGCGCCCUUCCAGAGGCAGUACAGAUCGGCUGGCGUCCCUCUUCAGCUCUUUCGAGUCUCAGAUUCAGCCCUUGUACCUGCCGGUGCCUAAAGAAAGCACACAAAAAAGGAAACGGGAUGAGGUGGAAGAAAGUACAUCCGAAAUUCAAACACAACUUUUGCAAGAACCUGCAAAAAAAAUUAAAGCGAGGAAGAAACUUUCUAACGCUGACAAAAAUUUGGCAAACAGGGAAAGUGCUCUUGCAUGUGCUGAUCUAGAAGAAGAAAUUCACCAGAAACAAGGAAAGAAAAAGAAAAGUUCUCAAUCGGGUGACUGUAUUAAAAUAGCAGAUAGAAAAGUACUUGAUGAUGUAGAUUACACAGAUGUAAAUCAAAGUAAGAAAAUACAAAUCAACAAAGAGGAAGAAAGAUUAAAGAAUGAGAGAACUGUGUUUGUUGGGAAUUUGCCUGUCACAUGUAAUAAAAAGACGCUGAAGUCAUUUUUUAAAGAGUAUGGACAAAUAGAAUCUGUACGAUUUCGUUCUCUGAUUCCAGCAGAGGGGACUUUAUCCAAAAAGUUGGCAGCAAUAAAACGUAAAAUUCAUCCCGAUCAGAAAAAUAUUAAUGCUUAUGUUGUGUUUAAGGACAAGAAUGCUGCUACAAAAGCAUUGAAAAGAAAUGGAGCCCAAAUUGCAGAUGGAUUUCUUAUUAGAGUUGAUCUUGCGUCUGAGACCUCAUCGAGGGACAAAAGAUCAGUAUUUGUGGGGAAUCUUCCUUACAAAAUUGAAGAAUCUGCUGUUGAGCAACAUUUUCUGGACUGUGGAAGUAUUGUAGCAGUGAGAAUUGUGAGAGACCAAGUUACUGGAGUUGGCAAAGGUUUUGGCUAUGUACUAUUUGAGAAUACAGAUGCUGUUCAUCUUGCUCUGAAAUUAAAUAAUUCUGAACUAUUGGGAAGAAAAUUAAGAGUCAUGCGUUCAGUUAAUAAAGAAAAACUAAAACAACAAAAUUCAAAUCUUCGUGUGAAGAAUGUCAGUAAACCUAAGCAGGGACUUAAUUUUGCUUCAAAAACUGCAGGACAUUCUAAAAGUUUGUUUAUUGGAGAAAAAGCAGUUCUUAUUAAAAAGAAAAAGAAAGGACAGAAGAAAAGUGGACACACUCAGAAACCGAAGAAACAGAAGUAAUCUGAAGCUUUUAUUUUUCCUUUCUUUUCCUUUUUUUUUUUUUUUUUUUAAAUCACUGAAUACUGUUAUUAAAAGUGUGGUGACCUGUGUGUUGCAUUUCAGAAUUUUUUAUGGAUGUUGUAUGUGAAACUUGGAGACUUCUUUACUCUUAGUUUAUUUAAAUUUUAAUACUAUAUCUGAAGCAUUUGUUUAUAAAUGUAGACAGAUUGCUCAAUAUGGGUUUUGUGUUAGUACUGUUAUAGGAGAUGAUUUCAGACAUAGGGUGAACAUUUAGAAUUUUAAUGGUUAUGCCUUAUUUUAGUGUAUGUUAGAAAUACAUAAUUAGCACUUCAGAGAAGUUAUUUUAAGAAUAUUACCACUUGGAAUGUGACUAAAAGGUUUGUAAAUUUAAAGAAAAUUGAAACAAUACACUAAAUAGUAGUACUGACUGUGCCUAAAACUAUCUAAAUAAACUGGGAAUGCUGAUGUAAGUUAUAGUCACAGUCCCGAAGAAGAAAGUUUUUGAGGACUGUUAUGUAGUAGCUGCUCAUUUUUAUUCCUUUCUCUUGCACUUGUGUUAAGUGAAGUUCUAGAUAUUUAUCUUAUUUUGUCAAUCUAAGAAUAAACAGCCAUUUACAUAUAUGAAAUGAUGUUGCUAUGAUUUCUUAUUUUUAACCAGUGAUUAGAUUGGUUAUUAAAGUCCUUGGCAAAUCAGCUUAUAAAGCAGAUUUCUACUUUUCGUUUCCAUUUUUAUUAGAAAAACUUCCGCCCUGGAAAACUUAAGAUGCUUAAAUUAAUGUCAUCUGCCAAAAUUGAAAAAAUCUUCAAAAAAUUGUAUUCAAAGGAAACAUUUUCAUUUAAAAUAUGUUGUCACAAAGUAUAAAUAAAUCUCAACACAGGAUACCAUUGCACUCCCUGGGCCUUAACACUGUGAUAUGCAUGGUGCACCCUCACAUGUAUCUUACCAAGCUGAACCUGUACACAGGAGGCAAGGGUGGCAGUAAACUGGCAUGGCCAAUCUGAGGCAGGCAGAAUUUGAGCAUUCGUCUGUCAUACCUCCUAGGUGGAUACAGGGAUUGGAGAUAGAGUGAGUUAUUGAGUUUUUUUGAAGAUACUCUUGUGGGGUUAGCACAGGAAAAAGUUAAUGGGUCUUUCAGAUGUAGCUUUGUGGAGAGCAGUGAGAGCUUCAUUUUUCCGAAUAUCCAGGUACUGAAUAUUUUAUACUCAACCUAUCCCCUAAGGGUGCUUAGAACCUUGUUUUUCCUAAGUAGGGUUCAGUAAGUACUUUUAUCUGAUCAUUUUCUAACCAUUUUGCAUGUUUCCAGUUAUAUUUAUAUAAAGAUGCAUCAUCUGUAGACUAUGUACCUGUAUAGUCUUCAUGUGUAAACGUAACUGUGACUUUCCUGUGAAUGGGUAGCUUCUUAAAGCAUAGCAGAGAACAUUAAAAACUCCACAUUUGUGAUACAAAUGAAAUUUCAACUUUCUGUAAGCAGAAUAUGCAUGCUUUAUUAUAAUUCUAAAGCACAUUUUAUAUAGAAGAAAUAUACCUGAAAGUAAUGUGGAUUUUAUAGAACAGUUCCAUUGGAGAUACUGGUAUAAUUGUUUGUUACCUGGAAAAAUAGUUGUGUCAUAUUUUAUCUGAUUAAAUACUUCUAGCCAUAGAAGAAUAUUUUUGAGUGAUCAACAGCUCAAAUUUGGCCUUUAAUAAUUGUAAUAAAAACUCUUGGUGAUUUUGAUUUGU